AUGCAAACAGACCAUAGAGUACCAUCAAUAAACAUAACAGCUAUGCGACAACAACAACAUCGAAAACGUUCAUAUUCCAAUGGAGCCUUUCGUAAACGUGAUCGACACGAUCUUAUUUGUGUCAUAUGCCAUGCACCAGCCAUGGGUUAUAACUUCGAUCAAAUAACAUGUGAAAGUUGCAAAGCAUUUUUUCGACGUAAUGCAUUACAAACUUCAAAUAGAUUAAAAUGUCGUGUUGGUACAAAUGAUUGUAUAAUUACAUUAGAAACACGAAAAAGAUGUAAAUAUUGUCGUUUGAAAAAAUGCUUUGAAAAAGGUUUACGCAAAGAAUGGAUCAUGUCAGAAGAAGAAAAACGUACAAAAAAACGAAAAAUUGAUGAUAAUCGACGUUUACGUGCUAUGUCACAAAGUUUAUCUAUAUUAUCAGCAUCAACAUAUUCACCAUCGAUUCCACCUGAUGAUGGAUAUUCCGAAUAUAUUUUUUUAAAAUCUCAAGAUUCAUCCGAUGAUGAUUCAAAUGAAUAUAAAUAUUCUUUUGAUGGUAAUACACGUAUUUUAUUAAAACAAAUUGAAGAACAUUAUACACAAGCUGUUCGAUUAAAUAUUUCAAUCAUAAAAGGUUUGGAUAGUCCAUGCCUACGAGAUCUUCACGAUUUAGUUGAUAUUGUAAAUGAACCAGCACAUAUUAGUACUUUACGAAUGAUAACAUUUUUUAAAUUAACACCUCAAUUUAAUUCAUUACAUGAAGAUGAUCGACUUACACUUGUUAAACAUAAUUUAAUGACAAUAUUAUUUUGCCAUUUUUAUAUAUGUACGAAUGUAAAUACAGGAAUCUUUCAUGAAUCACAUACGCCGAAUGAUUAUUGUUAUAAUGUCAGUGCAUUACGUGGUUACUCUGAUUCCGUUUAUCACAAAGCAAUGAACUUGACUGAAGAAGUACAACAAUUAUGUUCAAACGAUCAUUUAGUUAUGAAAUUAUUAAUAUUAAUUGUAAUAUUUUCUAAAGGAGCUGAUUCUAUCGAACCAAUAUUAAUUGAAUCACAAAAAGUAUUUGAUGCACAAAAUAUUUUUAUUGAUCUCCUAUGGAAUUAUUUAAAUGUACGUUUUGGUGAAGAACAAACUGCAUCUAUUUUUUCUCGUCUUAUAUUUUGUUGUAUGAAAACUCAUGAAUUAGCACGAGAAGCAAAAGAAACAGCAGCUAAAAAAAAUGUCGAUAGUAAUGAACUUGCUCCAUUAAUGCAAUCUAUCUUACAAAUAUCUUAG
This is a messenger RNA of Adineta steineri, 1263 nucleotides long. Lineage: Eukaryota; Metazoa; Rotifera; Eurotatoria; Adinetida; Adinetidae. The record is from the annotation of a GenBank genome assembly.